CGUCGAUCUACCACCUCUAAACCUACGUUCCAGCUGCAACCCACCACCAGACGCCCGCCCCCCAUCACCACCGCCGCCCUCUUCACGACCCCACGACUCCACGCACGACGCCCGCAAUGGUGAUCCUCUCCAUCCUGAUCCUCAACAAAGCCGGCGGAUUGAUCUACCAGCGCGACUUCAACGAAGGCCUGAACAAGCUCUCAUCGAAUGAUUACCUCGUGUUGGCAGGUACCUUCCACGGUGUACACGCCAUCACUUCGCGCAUAUCGCCUGUGCCCGGAUCCGGUGGACUAGAGGUCCUCGAGAGCGAGCAGUUCCGGAUGCAGUGUUUUCAAACACUCACUGGAACAAAAUUCUUGAUAUUCGCUGAACCGCAUCAACCCAAUAUCGAUGUCAUCUGUCGGAGGGUCUAUGAACUCUACGCAGACUUCGUGAUGAAGAAUCCGUUUUAUCAGAUCGAGAUGCCGAUCCGGUGCGAGUCAUUCGAUAGGCAUCUUGCUGCGUACAUAAAACCGAAGCAGUAGUGGGUGGAUUCGAUGGAGAGUCGGUGCGGGAGGGAGAGGGAGAGACGACGGAGUCGCGGACAAUUGCGAUUCACGAUUGAUUUGGAGGUCUUUUUUGCGGGCUAUACCUGUUGUUUGAUGCCUAGAGUGGAGUUAUGGAGUUUCAUUGUUCACAGUUGCUGUCACAAGUGCGCUUAGAGUAAUUGAAGUGUGUCGAUACUGGUACGGGAAUUAUCACCAUUACACAAAG
Molecule: messenger RNA, 753 nt
Organism: Tricharina praecox
Lineage: Eukaryota; Fungi; Ascomycota; Pezizomycetes; Pezizales; Pyronemataceae
Product: Sybindin-like protein
Exons: 2
Coding region: 117-524 (135 amino acids)
Biological process (GO): endoplasmic reticulum to Golgi vesicle-mediated transport
Cellular component (GO): TRAPP complex
Source: RefSeq, a predicted model, not a curated record